AUGGCUUCAGAAAAGCCUUCGGUGCUGAUAAUAGGAGGGCUGGGUAAGGCUCGCGCUGGGCACAACCCAAGCUACACCGGGCGACACCUCACCAAGUACAUCCACGACAACAACCUCGCCUCGCAGAUUCGCAUCGUCGACAAACAUCUCCCGGAGCUGGCAUGGCUUGCACCUGAAUUCAAGGAGGCGUGCUCAAGAGAGCGAUUCAUACAGGCGGAUGCGGCGCAGGAGAAAUCCCUCCCGCGAAUAUUCGACCGUGAAGGCGGCGCCGAAUUCGACUAUGUCUUCAACUGCGGCGGCGAGACCCGCUUCGCCCAAGACGAGAAGGUCUACGAGCUCCGCUCCUACGGCCUGUCCAUGGCCAUUGGUCGCGAAGCCGCGAAACGCAAGGUCAAAUGCUUCCUCGAAGUCAGCACCGGCAUGGUCUACAAGCCCGACAGCGCACCCAGCAAAGAGUCAGACAAGCCGAAACCCUGGUCGAAUCUCGCGAAAUGGAAACUCAAGGCUGAGGAGGACCUGGCCAAGAUCGAAGGCUUGAACCUGAUAGUGAUGAGGAUGGCACACGUCUACGGGCCGUACACGAGCAAAUACCUGAGCACGGCGCUUUGCAUGGCGAGGGUAUACCAGAGCAAAGGAAAGGAGAUGCGCUUCCUGUGGAAAGAAGACCUGAAGACGAACCUGGUGCACAUUGAGGACUCUACAAGAGCGCUGUGGCAUGGUGUCGAGUGGUACAUGAAGGGGCCCCCAGGACGCAGACCGGCACCCACCUUCAACAUCGUGGAUCAUGCGAACCACUCCCAAAAAGACACUGCCCAGCUCAUGGGUAAGAUCUUCAACAUCGAAACCGGCUUCCACGGCACACUCAUCUCAGCCUUUGCACGAUUGAACCUCGACCAUGUCGUCGACGAAGUCAACGACGAGACUUUAGACCCCUGGGCAGAACUGCAACAAAAAGCCGGCAUCAGCCAAUCGACACCGCUGACACCUUACAUGGAGAAGGAGCUGCUGAAAGAUGCAGAUCUGAGCAUGGACGGGAGUCUGUUCGAGAAGGAGACGGGCUUCAAGUACAACGUAGAGAAGAUCACCAAAGAAAAGGUCGAAGAGGUCAUUGAGAGCUACAAGAGGAUGAACUGGUGGCCAUAG
Messenger RNA from Alternaria viburni, 1143 nucleotides. RefSeq lists its product as uncharacterized. Bases 1 to 1143 code for a protein of 380 amino acids. The transcript is spliced from 5 exons. Lineage: Eukaryota; Fungi; Ascomycota; Dothideomycetes; Pleosporales; Pleosporaceae. The record is from RefSeq and is a predicted model, not a curated record.